Molecule: messenger RNA, 1044 nt
Organism: Zychaea mexicana
Lineage: Eukaryota; Fungi; Mucoromycota; Mucoromycetes; Mucorales; Lichtheimiaceae
Product: Tht1-like nuclear fusion protein-domain-containing protein
Exons: 12
Coding region: 1-1044 (347 amino acids)
Biological process (GO): nuclear membrane fusion involved in karyogamy; karyogamy involved in conjugation with cellular fusion
Cellular component (GO): endoplasmic reticulum membrane
Source: RefSeq, a predicted model, not a curated record
AUGGUUAUCCUGUCAAAGCCAGGAUUGGCCUGGCGAUUAUGGGGUGGUGCUGAGUCCGUCACAGCAAGAGAGCCAGACCUUGACAUGUUUACUGUAACAUCCCCUCAUGAAAAGACACUUUUGCGUCAUGGGCUAGAGGCAUUCCGGUCUCUGCAGGAUAAAGAUCAGGAUUGCUUCAAGAAUACGGCCAGGAUCUUGCAUCAUGGAUGCCGCUCCCUUGCAGCUUCAAAGCACGAUCGAGUCAAGUAUGCAGUGAUGCUGACCGUGUGUGAACUAUCUACAACUAAUCUGCCUGUACCCCGCGAAUGCUACAAUCUUCCGCAAAAGAAGCAAGAAUGCGUCACUCAGCUGGCCAGUGUGCCGCAGACAUGGACAACAUUCAGUGGUUAUUUCCGCGACGCAGAAAUGAUGUGCCUUGCCAUCCGGUACCCUGUAGAACGAGAGCAAUUGGAGGAGCUACAUCGCAAUUUAACGAGGGAGCAGCUCAACAACCUCGAAGCUUUACGUAUUCAGCAAGAACAAAUCUUUGAAUGGCGAGAUAAAGAAAUGGCCGAUCUAAAAGAAAUUCAAAAGGCGCAGCAAGCCAUGUGGGAUCAAUGGACUAAACGUUUUGAGAACGUACAAGAACAAACUCAAAUCCUCUCUAGCCUUGUUCGUGUAAUGCAACAACGGCUGGAGUUGAAGCAAAGCCAUCAACUAGCCCAGUUUGAACAAUUCGAUACGCUGGUGCAACAACGCAUGACGCGCAUUUGGGAAGACAUGGAGCUUGGUUUGGUACAUGCGUUGCAUCAGUUACACACAGGUGUCGAACAGACCCUGAUGCUCCAGAGACAAAUGCAAACUGGCUGGUUUGCUUUUCAGGAGGAUUGGAAACAGGCUUGGUCGUACUUGAACUCCACAAUCGUAGAUACCAAACACUCGGUUCACGCACUCCAAAAGGACAUUGAUACUGCCCAUCGUCAGUUUCAAACCAUCCUCAGCCCGUUCAACUUCAAACGAGAGCCUUAUCAAGUACAGCUAGAAGAAAUCUACUUGGGAGGUUAA